This is a messenger RNA of Onthophagus taurus, 726 nucleotides long. Its product is annotated as mitochondrial import inner membrane translocase subunit Tim29. Gene Ontology annotation, cellular component: TIM22 mitochondrial import inner membrane insertion complex. Gene Ontology annotation, biological process: protein insertion into mitochondrial inner membrane. The record is from RefSeq and is a predicted model, not a curated record. NCBI's taxonomy places the organism in Eukaryota, Metazoa, Arthropoda, Insecta, Coleoptera, Scarabaeidae.
AAAAAAAUCUGUCACCUGUCAAAUUCAUGUGUUUCUAACCUAACAUUUUCAUUUCAAUUAAAACCAUCAAUUAUUUAAAGAUUUUAACAAAUAAAUAAAAUGUUCGGGUUAAGAACUCGUACGUUAGCGUUUCUAAGAACAGUUAAAGAUCAUAAAGAAGCUGCACAAAAAACGGCUAAUAAUGUAGCGGCUAAAAUAGACGCAAAGGUUAAAGGAACCAUACUAGAAAAAUGGAUAGCCUAUUGGAAAAAUGUGUAUAAAGAUUACAAAGAUGUAGCGGUGGACGUGACGACUGAUUUGCGACAAAAACCGAUGAAAGCCUUUGGUAUAUUUACUGGAAUUGGACUAGCUACUUUCUGUGCAAAAAUGAAUCCGGACGCUACACAUUUUCGAAAUGAUUAUUUAAAAGCAUGUAAUGAUUUGAUAUUGGUACAUACAAGUUUGCAGAAACAAGUGUCGGCAGAUCAUUUAAAAUUUAUAGAACAUUGUUAUAAUAUUAAGGUUUUACGAUAUACAAAUUUAGGCUUGUUUUCAAUAGUGUGGGUGGACCAAUUUAGUGAUGCAUGUAAAAUUUUUGAAGCUGAGUGUCCUUAUUUACAAAUUGAAUAUGGUAAAUUUUAUGGUAGGGUUAUUGAUAUUGGGUUUUUAAAUACUUGGUGGAUUUUAAGAAGCAAAAUGAUUGAUUAUGAUAUAAAUUAUUAAUAAAUUGUUAUUAUAUAUAAGUAA